Messenger RNA from Papaver somniferum (opium poppy), 2903 nucleotides. Its product is annotated as transcriptional regulator ATRX homolog. NCBI's taxonomy places the organism in Eukaryota, Viridiplantae, Streptophyta, Magnoliopsida, Ranunculales, Papaveraceae. The transcript is spliced from 3 exons. The record is from RefSeq and is a predicted model, not a curated record. Bases 201 to 2381 code for a protein of 726 amino acids.
UUACCCUUCCCAUCCCGAAUACAGACACAAGAAGAUUGUGUUAGGGUAUAGUUAGAGGAAAGUAAAUUCUCUUUCAUCGGAGACGAUCUCUGCAACUGAAAUAAGAAUUGAUUUGGAAAUUUUAUCGUACACUCAGAAUCACAUCCUUUUCUAAUUUGUCUUUGGUUUUAGCAUUUGUUUUUCUUUGUUUGCAGGUAACAAUGGCUACUGGUAAUUCAUCAUCCAAAAGAAAAUCGUCUUCUUCUCAUAAGAAGAAAUCCAGGAAGAGUUCAUCUGAGGUCAAGAAAAGGAGUAGGAGUCACAAAAGAAGUAAAUCGAAGAAGCUCCAUCAUCGCGAUGCUUCUCUUACCUAUUCUGAUGAUAGUUUGAGGUCUAAGGAUUCUGUGUCAGUUUCAUCUUCCGAUUCAGAAGUGGAAUACAAAAGGUCUAGGUCUCGUACUCGGAAGGAAGAAAAGGGGAGCAACAGAAAGAGGGUUCGAAGAGAUUCACUGAGCAAUGAAGAUAGCAGGGAAUCCGAAUCCCCAAAGAAGAAACAGAGGUCCAAAAGAAGCGAAGAUAGGAAAAGUUCUUCCCGAAGGAGGAAUAGUAGUAGUUAUAAGAGUUCGAAAAAGGAUAGAUCCGGAGAGAGGAAGAAAUCCAGCCAUAAGAAGCAUGCUAGUGGCCUGUCACGGAGAGGAAAGAGUGUGGAUUCCAUGCGCAGUAAUUCGAGAAGUUUGUCAAGUCCUCGAGGUGGGAGUAGCAGCGGUGGGGAGAGAGAAUUCGUGAAUUCAAGAGGGAGAUCUGAAGUUAAGGAGACAAAGAGUAAGAGAAAUUCGGGUAAGAUGAGUCACGGGAGGGAAGAUUUCAGGUCCAGAUCCAGGUCCAGGUCUAGGAGUUGUUCUUCAUUCAGUGGACACAGCCAAGAAAAUAGAUAUCGUGGUGAGGACAUAUAUUCAAAUGAUAAUUACCGUGGACGUAUUAGAUCAGUUGCCAUUGCAAGCGAAACAAAUGAAGUUGAUGGAGGAGAUUAUCUUAAGGAAGAGAACAAGGCUGAUAUUAUCCAGGCCUAUGAUGAUUGCCCUUCUUCUCGAAGCAAUGACAGUUUGGAUGGGGAUAGAAAGAAGAAUCCCUCAGAACAUGCAUAUGUUGACUUCAGAAAGAGAAGCAAAGAAGAUCCUAAAAUGUUUGAGACGGCCGUAGCAGUUGAUAAUUCAGAGGGUAAUGAGUCAAAGACUAUCGUAAGACAAAAAGCCAUUGAAAAGUUUGAGGCUUCCACUGGAAUUCAUAUACCAGAGGGAAAUGAUUUGGAGUCAGUUUUAAGAAAAAAGGCCUUGGAAAAGUUUGAGGCUUCCGCCGUAAGGAAAAGUCUGGAAGCCGAUGAUUUGGAGGCAAUUCUAAGGCAAAAAGCUUUAGAAAAUCUUAAGAAGUUUCGAGGGGGGCUUCAGGCAGACAAGAAAACAGUUGGUGACCAGAAGAUAGACGAGAGUGAGAAUGUUGCUAAUUAUCUAUCUAACGAAGAUACCUUUUCAACUAAUUUACACAUGGAAGCUGUUAAAGUUACUGAAUCCAAAGAAACAGCAUUGGAGGUUACAAAAAGUGCUACUAAGCCUUCAGCGGAAAAUAAGUCUGUUUCCUACUCUGCAGAAAGUGUAGGUGAUCAGGCAGACAAGAGUGACAGCGUUGCCAAUCGUCCAUCUACUGAGAAAGUUGAUGCUGUCACCAGAACUUAUUUGCACAAGGAAGCUGGUAAAGUUGCUGGACCAAAAGAAACAGUAUCGCGGGUUGCAAAAACUUCAAUGGAGAGUAAGUAUGCUACUUCUAAAGGUGAUAGUCAAAUUCCUGAUAAAAAUUAUAUCAAGCCUGAGUCUAGGGAUCAGACAAGUACUUCGUAUGUAGUACCUGGUGCUGCAAAUUCUUCUUUGAGCCAAAUGGUUGCUGGUAUAGCCACCCAAAAUAACAAUGCAAGUAUUGAACUUACUAUUAACAAGACCAAGCUAAAUACUUCUAGAACUAGGAUAGUCUCUCCUUCUGAUCACUCGAUUGAUAACCAAAAACCCAUCGCACAAAACUCCCCUGCCAUGAAAGUGGUUCAGCCAGAACAUAUUGAGAUUAAAAAAGUUGACGAGAUACCGAUACCCAGAGCUGCAGAUGUAGUUUCAAGUGCUUAUAUGGCAGAACACAGUGAAAACUGUGAAUCUAGUCCUCAUAAAGCUUCUUCUUGCAUUACUCCCAUGAGUGAGAAACAGGAGUCAAAAGAAUCAGGGGAUGUAACUAAGGGGAGUUCACAGUUUGAACAAAAGACAAUGUCUGUGAUGCAUGGGGGUGAAUUGGUACAGGUGAGUUACAAGGUUUACAUACCCAAUAAACCCCCGGCUUUGGCAAGGAGGAAACUUCAUCGGUGAAAACGCCUUCUUUUGUUCUAGUAAGAAGUAGGCAUUCUCGCAAGUUGCUCAAAUCUCUCAAAUCAGAAAGCAAUCCUACACUCAUGUUGAAAUCCAUAAAAUACACAAAAUAAACAGGCCAGUGCCACUUAAAUGCAUAAAACGUAUAAUAGGUCUUCUAUACAGCUUUAGGAUUCUCAAAUCUGGAAGACCUUUCUACCAAGUUCCUACAACCAUGAGUAUUAACUUUUUGAUCGUAUAGCACUUUCACUUUGCGUGGUUCCUUUCUUUUUUCUUCUUUACAGGUGGGGACUAAUUCAAGUUGACGAGAGCUUUCAUUCAAGAAACUUGCUAUGAUCAUUCUGAAUGAUUUUCUUCCCUUCACUUUUUUGUAGUUUUGUGCAAUUUCUAGGCAAGGAAACUGUAAAGUAAUCUUUUAAUUCAAGUUGCCAUUGAGCCAAGGGGCUCCGUUUGUCCUGUGUAGGCUGUAGCUUGUUGAUCACAUUAUCCAUCUUUUAAUAGUAUUUCCUGUCAUUCUCCCAA